Panonychus citri (citrus red mite) is the source of this 1481-nucleotide messenger RNA. It is a transcript of the gene Dak1, whose product is annotated as UMP-CMP kinase 2-like. Gene Ontology annotation, molecular function: UMP kinase activity; ATP binding. Bases 321 to 959 code for a protein of 212 amino acids. The record is from RefSeq and is a predicted model, not a curated record. NCBI's taxonomy places the organism in Eukaryota, Metazoa, Arthropoda, Arachnida, Trombidiformes, Tetranychidae. Gene Ontology annotation, biological process: CDP biosynthetic process; UDP biosynthetic process; 'de novo' pyrimidine nucleobase biosynthetic process. Gene Ontology annotation, cellular component: nucleus; cytoplasm. The transcript is spliced from 2 exons.
AUGUUUGUGUUGAUAAUUUUGUGAUUCUCUCUCUCUUCUUACCUUGAUAAUCAAGGUUUAAUUAAUUUUGUACAUUUAUCAUCACAAUUAUCAUCACCAUCAUCGUCAUCAAUUUCGUAUUAUUCAUCUUGAGAGGUUUCCUUUGACUCCUGUUUUCCAUCGCCAUCAUAAUCAUCAGUCUGUUGGAUUUUUUUUUAUUCCUUCCAAUUGAUUGAAGUAACUUAACAUAAUUUAUUUAUUGUUUUUCGUUAAUUCUCCUUAGAUUUUUACUAAUCUAAUUAUAUUUAAACAAACUGAAUCGAAUAAUAACUAAAUUUAUCAUGUCAACAAUUAAACCUAAAGUUGUUUUUGUCCUUGGACCUCCUGGUUCAGGAAAAGGAACUCAAUGUUCAAAGAUUGUUAAGGAAUUUGGGUUUGUUCACCUUUCAGCCGGUGAUUUACUUCGUGCAGAAAUGUCAGCCGAUGGAUCUGAAUUUGGAGAGUUAAUAUCCAAUCAUAUAAAAAAUGGAACCAUUGUACCAGUUGAAAUAACUUGUUCUCUCUUGGAGAAAGCUAUGAUUAAACACUGUUCUCAGGCAAAUGGAUCAAUGACUGAUGGUGAUGUUGCCGGUGAUGCGAUUAAAUUUGAUGGUAACUUUUUGAUUGACGGUUUUCCUCGUAGCGAAAAUAAUCUUGAAGGUUGGAAGAAAGAGAUGACUGGUAAAGUGGAGGAAAAAUUUGUUCUCUUCUUUGAUUGUCCCCAAGAAAUAGCCAUACAAAGAUGUCUUAAACGAGGACAAGCCGGUUCUGGUCGAUCGGAUGAUAAUGAGGAAAGUCUUAAGAAAAGAUUGAACACUUACCACAAUGAUACACUUCCAAUCAUCAAAUAUUACGAAACAUUGGGACUUGUUCGUCGGAUUAAUGCUUCUCCUUGGCCAAAUGAAGUUUAUCAAGAAGUUAGAAAAUGUUUCCUUGAGUGAUUAACACAAUCACAAUUUAAAAUUAUUCUCUCGCUCUCUUCACCGCAAUUCCUUUCAAAGUUAAUCAGACUUUUCUUCAUUAUAAUUAAUAUUUUUUCGUAACUUCUUCAAUUCUGUCAACCCGAACAUGUUUAGACUCCAUAGUUGAUUAUCACAAUUCUCUCCCUCUCUAUCUUCCUCUAAUUAUUUAAUUCGCUUGAUUAUAUUUCCUUUCUUACCUCUUCUCCUUGGCAUGUUACAGUUUCUCUCAAACAUAAUUCUCACCUUUUUUUGAUCAAAGUUUUGAUAAUCUUCACGUUUUCUCCUCUCGAAUAAUUGAUUUAACUCUCUCCCCCUCACUAAUUCCUCUUAUCCUCUUAUCCCAAUUACCUGAAAAUUUGAUUACUGUAUUCCCGAGACAAUUCAAUUAAGAAUAACUUUUCAACUUGAGAGUCAAAACAAAAAUCUAAGUCUACAAAUAGUAUUACAAAAAUAAUUACAAUACUACUUUCCUUUUGUAUUAAACUUUUGUUGCUAUUUAAU